AUGCAUAGCGAAGCAAACGAAAAAACGGUUGUUUUUGAGAUAUCAUUACCUGAUGACGAGGGCUGCCAUGAAUGCUCUUAUCUCGAGCUGUUUCAACAACACCUGGAAUCAAAUAAUAAUCAAAAAAAUGGGGAUAACCCUUUCGCAUCCAAUGAAGCUGCAGAAGAAAAAAAGCUUUCUGACCUAGCUAAGGCACUCGAGAGGAAAUAUGGGACUAUGGUUACUAUGAAGAAUAGUGGAAAGCACAAGCGAGUUCGUAUAGAUGAUUUCUUGGACCCAGGAGAUGGAUACGAUACACAAGAUUCAUUUAUCGAUGAUUCCGAAGCUAUUGAUGUAUUUGUGGCCCCGAACAUUUCUACUAAGUUUGGAGGAUAUUUUGUACAUCAAGGAACUGUUGAAGGACUUGAAGAUCAGAGUGCGAAAAUCGAGGCCCCUUGGAAUGCAAGGAUAUUGACAAAUACUAAUUCAUCUCAAAACGUUAUGAGGAAAAAAAAUAAAUCCAAAGAGCUUCUGGAUAAAGCCGUCAAACGCUUGUCAACUCCUAAUGCUUUUAAGCCUAAGUUGUUUCUAUCGGAACCCCGAAACCAAAUGCGCAAUUUAGACUCCCUAUUUGAUGAAGUUUUGUACACAUCGACAGCAUCUGAACAAGAUAGUAACGCAAAAGGCAUUGAGAGCUGUAAGGACCCAAAUGAUAGAAAUGACUCUUCUGUCAUCACUGCAAAGUCAUCAUGUGACAUGGGAAAACCAAAAGUUCUUCCUGAGAAUUUACCACCAGACAUAGUAGCAUGCCUUAACAACUUAACAGAGCUUAAUAAACAUGGAACAAAUCAACGUCGUACACUAGGAAAACCAUUUGAUACAGAACUACUAAAACUGGAUAUAAAGUUGAAAGAAUUGAUGAUAAAUCAGUCUGUGAGGUCAGAUGUAUUCAGCUACUUAGAAAGUCACUUACAAUUGAAACACAAAGCUGUAAUGCGUAGACUUAAAAGAUUGAAAGAAGAUAAACAAGAACAGAGAAUGAACCCGCUAUUGGAUGCUCUUGGUGAAGCUAUUUCAUCGUCUAUGCCUCCAAUUAUUGAAAGUUAUACAAGAGAUAAAGAGGUUCACUUGGAACGUAUCAAAGCUUGGCAAACGGAAAAUUUGCAAAGCGGUUCAGAUUUAAACGAUAAUCAAGGUGUUAAUGGCUCAAGCGACGGAAGCUUAUCGAAACGCCCUCCGAAACCCGGACCUCCUAAGAAAAUCUACCGAUGGAAUUCUGAAUGCAGGCAACUUUUCGAUAAAAUCAUCCUUUGCCGACUUGAAAGUUAUAAAUUGUUGAACAUCAAAGGUUCCGCUGAAGACUAUCUGAGACGCCUUUUCCCAACUUUAAUUCAACUUUGGCCUGAUGGUUGGAUUACUAAUGCUGCAUUAUGGCGUACUGGUUUACCAAUCUUCCAAAAAUUUUGCAGCGAUAAUGGUUUGAGCAACAGCACUUCAGCAUCUCAAUCGCUUGCACGACCUACGAACAACAAUAGCAACCAUAACAGUUCUACGCAUACAAAUAAUGGGAGAAGUCACAAUUCACCUUCUUCUGCAAAUACAACACCUCUUCCUGACUCUAAUGCUCUAUCACAACAAAAUUCACCUGUUGUCAUUGUACCCCAUAUUUCUUCGAAUAUUUCGGUUUCAACUGUCUCCAAAACAGUUCCCAAGGUACCCGAUCAUGUAGUAUCAAACAGUAGUCCACGUACAAGUUUAUCGGUUGUUUGCAGCCCUAAAUCUAGCCCUCAUUUAGUUCCUGUCACAAAACAUUGUCAAUCACUUCCUACAGCUCACUCACCCACACAACCAAUUAAUCGCCCCAAUUUCCGAAUUACCCCAUCUUCAGUUGCUCAAAGUUCAAUUCAUUCGAAAACUGUCAAUACUAAGACUCCAGUAACUGUUUGCGUGGAUACUGGAACUUCUCGCUUCUCGUAUGUCCUGCAAUCAACCACAGCAUCUAUAUCUCCAAAUUCAUUAGUAGUUCCUGUGUCAACUUCAACAUCUCAGAAUUCACAGUUAAAUCGAACACCUAUUUUACAGAAUGAAGCUGUUAUAGGUCGAACGGCUAACCCGGGUAUACCUCUGCGUCUUGUCUCAUCUAGUUCUUCUAAUCCUGUAGCCACUAUUUUAGUGUCCAAGGCGGUACAGCUUAACUCAGAACUGGGCAAAUCUACAGUGAUCAAUCCAGUAGCUAUGAAAAGACAAUCAUAUCCUCAGUGUCAAUCUUCACAGCAAGCUCCCACUGCUCAGCUAAAGCUCGUGAAUUUAUUAUGUAAACACUCAGAUGAAUCCAGUUUUAUUGAUCACUAA
Molecule: messenger RNA, 2331 nt
Organism: Schistosoma intercalatum
Lineage: Eukaryota; Metazoa; Platyhelminthes; Trematoda; Strigeidida; Schistosomatidae
Source: the annotation of a GenBank genome assembly